Molecule: messenger RNA, 5741 nt
Organism: Schistocerca piceifrons (Central American locust)
Lineage: Eukaryota; Metazoa; Arthropoda; Insecta; Orthoptera; Acrididae
Product: sarcolemmal membrane-associated protein-like
Exons: 20
Coding region: 142-2649 (835 amino acids)
Molecular function (GO): protein binding
Source: RefSeq, a predicted model, not a curated record
CUGUACGACGAAAACAGUUUUGAGUCCCUAUCGAAUUGGAACAAAUUCUGUGGAUGUUUUUGCACUGUGAUAUCCUGUGAAAUGAAAUGGCUGCAUUAAAUAACAUAAAAAUCCAGGAAAUCUACACCAUGUGGUAACAAGAUGGUGAUAGUUACUGGUUGGAUGCAAAAUGUGGGGCCCUACCCAAAUAGCCGGGAUAUCAUAACGACUCCUCCUAAAAUGGCUGCACGGGCUGUUCUGAUCUGUAGGCCAAAUUCUCAUCCAUUCCAGGAACGCUCGCUGGUUCUUGAUCAGCCAGUGAAAAUUGGUCGAUCAGUUGCAAGAGCCCGCGCAGCCCAAAACAAUGCAAUCUUUGAUUGCAAAGUGUUGUCCAGAAAUCAUGCGCUGUUGUGGUAUGAAAAUGGAAAGUUUUACCUGCAAGACACAAAAAGUAGCAACGGGACUUUUGUCAAUAACCAACGUUUAAGUAAGAGUGCUGAUGAAUCUCCACCCCGUGAAGUUUGUUCUGGUGACAUUGUACAGUUUGGUGUUGAUGUGAUGGAGAAUGCCCGUAAGGUGACGCACGGCUGUAUAGUAGCUACAUUGAAACUCUACUUGCCCGAUGGGAAGGAAGCGAAGGCAAGUUCCUCAACAUCAGUCGUGAGCUCUAUUGGAGUGGUUCCACUUGAAGAUCUGUACCAGCUCAACCAGUACUUACAGGAUGCUUUGCAACGUGAACAGUUGCUUGAAAACAAACUUGCCACUAUGCAGAGGCUCAUGGAGACAACGCGACAAGCAUCAGACAGAAGCUGGAGAGCAUUGAUUGAUGAAGACAGGUUACUCUCGCGUGUGGAAAUACUGGAGAGUCAGUUGCUUGUAUACUCAAAGAAUUACGGAGAAGAUAAACUUCGAGAAGAGCUACGAAAACUGCAAGAAGAUAAAAGUCAGUACCUUGGUACAGCCAAAGAAUCAUUACGAAGGAUUCUUCAGGAGAAAUUAGAUGCAAUUACUAAAUUAGCUGAUCUGGAAAGAACUCUGAGUAACACUGAAGAUGAAGUUGACCAUUUGAAGGAUAUGCGAGAAAGGAGCCAACAGGAACUUCAGGAGCUAGCUCACAAAUACACUACUCAACUUCAGAAGGUCGAAGACUUGGCAUCCAAAUUGCAGGAGACCGAAGAACAACACCGUGAAAUAUGUGAGCGGCUAGAGCAAGAGAAACGAGAGUUGUCUGCCCAAGUGGAAGACCAGUUGUACUCGGAGGCAGCACUCCAAGCAAGGCUUGAUGCUGUUACUAAAGACAGUGAUCUUAUAUCGCAGCGACAACGUGCAUUGCUUCAAACAUGUCUUAACAACAGUCAUUCAAUCCUUGAUAUGAAAGAGAACUCUGAGACAAUGAAGGAGACUGAUUCCACUGGUACGCAGGUAGACCUGAUUUUAGAGAAAAUAGUUCCUGAUCGACAGACACAAGAUUAUUUGAAAGAUGCAGCAGAUAAUAUAAAAUUUCAGCUACAAAAGACAGAAGAUGCUUUACAAGAAAGUCAUGCUGAAGUGCGCCAGCUGUAUGUUAAACUGGAAGACGCACGUUCUCAAGAAGACUCACUGUUAGAUAACGUUCACCAGCUGGAAGAAAAUUUAGCAGCUCUAAGGAAACAAGUUGACAAAACUCCUCAUGAUAACUCUCAGACAAUUGCCCAGGUGAACGCUAAUCAGAACAACAAAUUAAAAGCCGAAGUAAUUAAACUUGAAGAACUGCUGAGUGAAGCACGGAAUAAAGCACAGUCUGCUGAGGAACAAGUAUUACUGUAUCAGAAGGAACUUGAAAAUGUUCAGCAGAAAGUAAAGAGCUUAACGGAAGAGGCGACUAUUCUUCAGCAGCAACAUCAGGUGUAUCAGUUCAUGGCUGAAAAUAAAUCUGACACUGUGGGAAAGUUACAUGAAACUAUAAAGCGACUGACAUUUGCAAGAGAUCAGCUGCAACUGGAAGUUCAUAAACUGGAGGAAAAGCUCCAAGUGGAAGUAGCAGCUUCUCGUCAUCAUAGUGAUGAGUCAGAGCGCUUGCGAAAGCAACUUGUGGAAGUGCAGCAGUGUGUGAAGCAAGGACAUAAUGAGGCAGAAAAAAUGAAGGAUAGGCUGAAUGCUCUUCAGGCUGAAUUAGAUGCACGUAUAAAUAGUGCAGAACUAAUGUCUGACAAUAAAGAUAAAGAGGAGGUUCAGCAGCUAUCCAACCGCUGCAUGAUCCUGGAAGCUGAAAAUCUCAGGUUAAGAGCGGAGUGUGUGAAGUUGAACAAACAGUGCAGUGACCAGCUUCAAAUUCAGGAAGAAUUGGAAGCACUGAAAUCACAUUUGUCAAGUCAUCCUAUUGGUAACUCCUUAGAAGAAGUGGAUGAACUUAAGAACCAGAGGUCAAAAAUGACUGAGAAGGUGAAUUGUCUUGAGGAAGAACUUGUGCUUGUGAAAGAGAGGUAUGCAAAAUGCAAUGAUGAACAAACUCGUCUGAUAAAAGAACUUGAAAUACUGAAACAAGACAGUGGUAGUUUGCUUAAUCAGACAUAUGCUGCUUUGUGGUGUGGAUUGGUACCAUUCAUCAUAGUGUUCCUGGGAAUUAUUAUGGCGUUCUAUCCCACAUUGUCUUUCUUCAUGGGUACAGCUGAUUCGCCACUUCAACCAUAGUGAAGAUGUACAAGAACAGUGUGUUAUGAAUGAUUCCAACUGUACAAGGAAAGCAUAAUGCAUAUGAAAUUUUGUUAGCAAGUGUCUCAGGGGUCAAGAUAAAAUAAUUUAUGUGCUUUAAUAUUGCAAUACAAGAUGAUAUUUUUUUCAUCCACUGUUUAAAUAGAUUUAAUGAUGUAGGACCUCUUUUAUGUAUCAUGAAAUAUUUUAGUUGUAACUGUUUUUUAGUCUGUAUUAUAUGAUGAGUAUUAUGUUAGUAGCAUUCUGCUUCUGAUACUUUCUAAACAUACUCCUGUUUCAUUUGGUAAAACUUGUUUUAUGUGUAAUGUUCUGUCAUUGCAUGACUUUUUAAUGUUGUAUUACUCAUACUUACUUUUUGAAUCUGUCUGCUUGUUUGUACACUUGUUUGUAUUUUUUGCUGCUUUGGUUUGUUGUUGUUGUUGUUGUUGUUGUUGUCGUUGUUGUUGCCAUUGCUGUUGUUAUUGUUGUUAGUCUGAUGUAUUUGUUUUAAGAAAAAGUACAAAAUUGGAUUUUCGAGUUUUAUAAUUUGGCACAAAAGUUUCUUUCUAAGAGGUGUGUGGGUGUGGGUGUGUGUGUGUGUGUGUGUGUGUGUGUGUGUGUGUGUGUGUGUGUGUGUGUAAUAAUUCAUUUGUGGGGAAAAUUUCUGCACCCAGCUGUAGCUAUAUGGAACAGUUGUCAGAUGAAAAUUUAAAGUACUUAUUAUAUGUAGUGCAAGAACUGGCAAAGAUUAAGUGGAGGUGACAGUUGUGGUAAUGAUUGUAUCUACAACAAAAUCAUUGCUGCUUCAAUUUGACAAAAUAGUGAGGAAGAAAUUGGUGAUGACUAUAAUCAAGGAAUCAUUCUGACAUUUGCCUGAAGUGAGCAAACUUAAAUUGGCGCAUGGAAUGAAAAUUAAUCCAGAUCCUCAUGAACAGAAGUCUGUUACCUUAGCUGAGUAGCAUAUAACUUGGUUGCAAGACAAGGACUGUGUCAUUGAAGCACAAAUUCUCACUCAUAGAAUUUUUUCCCCUAUUAUGUUGAUGUUGCAAUUUUAUUUUGUGGAUAAAUAUAUUAUUUUAACCAUUUCAGUUCACUGAGAAUAUAUGGAACCCAAUGCUUUUUUGUGCUAAUAUUGGUAAUUAAAUUCAGUAUGUUCUGUUCUGGAUUAUAAUCUUGUGCCAACAAAUGAAGUUAAAUGGUUUGGUAAUAACAACAUAAAACUGUAAAAUGUAGAAUUAAUGCUGUGUGUAAAGUUAGUAACAGUAAGUUACAAUGAUUAUAUCGUGUUAUUUUAAUUUUGUUUUUUUUUUUUUCCAUUGAGAAGCAAAAAUGAUUCACUCCUUCAGUUUGAUUAUGUUGUAAUCGUUUGUUUUAUAGUGUAUAACUCCAAUUAAUAAUCACAUAACAUAAUGUGUGCAACCUCUGUAGAGACAUUUAUAUUAAUAUGUUAUCAUGCACUAGUUUGGGUAAACGUUUGUUUAAGAUUUGUAGACAAUGUUGUGGAAUGUUGUAGAAUCAUCAUGAAAUUUAUAAUUUUAUACCUUUUUAAUACCAGCAAAGCUUACAGUGGCUGAUCAUUACUGUAAUAAUGUGGUAAACUGUGUGAGAAGCACAAAAGUGUAAGAGUAUUCAGGAUGUAUUUUAUGUACAUAGAGAAACUGUAUAUAUACAGAAAAAAGCAGGGGAAAAAGAAGAGGUAUGUUCCUGCUAUACGACUGAGUAAGCCAUCACUGUCUUGCCGUAUGCAAAAGAAGUUGUCCAUUUGUGAUAUUCACUAUGGAUCAAAUAAAAAAACGUGCGUGCACGUGUGUUGUUAGGUGUGAGUGUGUGUGAGAGAGAGAGAGAGAGAGAGAGAGAGAGAGAGAGAGAGAGAGGAAAAAUGCAAACAUGAAGCUCUACCUGGUAGAACUCUGUAAUAUUUUAAUUGAGAAGUAUGACUUGUAAUUCCCGGGAGUGGAUGGUUUGCCAAAUCUUUUUUAAGUAUUUGUGUGGUGCUGUGUUCUGUAAAAUGGUUAGUUCUCUUUUAUAUAUAAGCCAUGUAUUUGGAAUACCAUAGCAAAGAAAGUAUGUGGUUGAAGUGUGUUUCUCCUCAUGUCAACUUCCACCCUUCAAAAAGAGUAUUUGAAAUGGGGUUGGCAUAUUGAGAUUAUUGAUUGUAGGCUGUAGUAUUUUUUCUAACAGUAAAAAAUGAAAGCUAAACAAGAUACUGGUUUGAUAUAGGAUUACAGAAAAUGUGCAUUGGAUAGUAUUUCUUGAAUGCUAGACAUUAUUUUGUUGUUUGUGAAGAUAGUAUUUUAUAUUUAAUUAAACAUAAUGAAUUCCUAAAUUGAAGUGGUGUAGAGAUAUGUUACCUCUCAAGGUGCCUUUUCAGUUUUCACUGUCCCAGGGUAUGAAAUUUACUGGUUUGUCCAGAUGUGGACUUGAAUAGCCUAAGUUAAUACCAUUGCAUGAUGUGUGAUAGUAUUUUUCCCCCCUCUCAACAGCGUUAAUGAAGAAAAUUGCUGUUAGUGGUGUGUACCAUUAACUGUAGAUAUUGUUAUUAUUUUAUUUAAAUGUAAAUAUUAUAAAUUUUGUAAGUAACUGUAUGCUCAAAUUAUAUGCCAUCUGCAGGAUUGCUUUGUGUCUAUGUACCUGCAGUAAGAAUGUCAAAUUUCGUGAUUUUUCUUAAAAAUGUUUGUAUACAUUUAUUUCAACAUACAAGGAAAUUUUAUUUUAUUCAACAAUAUGUAAAAUUAUAUAUUUAAAAUGAGCAUUUUUGUUUACUGUUUUAUAGAAAUACUUAAAUAUUGUUACUUGAUAUGUUAAAUUCAUGCCAUUGUUUUUACAGUUCUGUUCAAAGAAGGAAGAUUGACAAGAAAUGUAAAUAUUUUGUGAACUUGAAGUCAUAACUUUAGUAAGUUAGUAAUUCAAGAUGAAUUACUAACUGUCUUACAGAAGUCUAGUCCCAAAUUUUAAAUCUACAGAUUUAUUUAUUGAAGAAUGAUUAUGUUUAAAAGUGCUUUACUUUUACAAGAAACCUACCAAUUGACUCUGUUAAAUGUUUUGUACAUUGUGUUAAACAAUUACAUGAUUGCUAAUACUGUUUGUGAUAA